This is a messenger RNA of Ananas comosus (pineapple), 962 nucleotides long. RefSeq names its product probable plastid-lipid-associated protein 6, chloroplastic. Lineage: Eukaryota; Viridiplantae; Streptophyta; Magnoliopsida; Poales; Bromeliaceae. The transcript is spliced from 4 exons. The record is from RefSeq and is a predicted model, not a curated record. Bases 13 to 912 code for a protein of 299 amino acids.
UUAGAGGCUUAUAUGAACCAUCCCGUACAUGCUUCUUCCCGAGCAAUAAGAGCUUCCUCUGUAGCAUCGUCAGCAAUGGCUUCCCUUCUACCACCAUCGUCUAUUCUCUCUAAUUCUUCGUCUCCAUCUUCGUCUCCCUCUUCUCGUCUCCCUCUCCUCUCCUCGGCCUCGAGAACCCUCCGCCUUCGCCUCAAUCGCCGCCGCGAGUUUAGGCGGGGGCAAACGCGUCUCGGUCGCGCGGCGGCGUUGGAUGAAUCCCCCGUCCUCGAUCCCCCGCCCAAUUUCCAAGAUACGGAUUCGGAGAUCGUGACCUCUUUGAAGUUUAAGUUGUUGAGUGCUGUUUCUGGGCUGAACAGAGGCCUCGCAGCCAGUGAAGAAGAUCUAAGAAGAGCAGAAUCCGCAGCGAAGGAGAUCGAGGCUGUUGGAGGUGCUGUAGAUCUCACCAAGGACUUAGACAAACUUCAAGGAAGGUGGAAACUUAUUUAUAGCAGUGCUUUCUCCUCCCGCACUCUUGGUGGAAGCCGACCCGGACCACCUAUCGGUCGGCUGCUUCCUAUAACUCUUGGACAGGUUUUUCAGAGGAUUGAUGUUGUUAGUAAAGAUUUUGAUAAUAUAGUUGAGCUUCAGUUUGGCACUCCGUGGCCACUUCCGCCUGCGGAAGCGACAGCUACAUUAGCCCAUAAGUUUGAACUGAUAGGGGCUUCGAAGAUAAAGAUAACAUUUCAGAAAACUACAGUUAAGCCUACAGGGAGCUUCUCACAAUUGCCACCGCUCGAAAUUCCCAGGCUUCCAGAUGUUCUCAGGUCUCCUUCCAACACCGGAAGUGGCGAAUUUGAAGUGACAUAUCUUGAUUCCGACACUCGCAUAACUCGGGGAGAUAGAGGGGAAUUGAGGGUGUUUGUUAUCUCAUGAACCCUGAAAACCCUCAGUGCAAUUAUACACUUGGCUAUCCUUUUCUACUG